UACGUAAGCUGAUUCUAGCGUUCAGUCGAGGACGUAAUUUCAACGAGAUAACACGUUUUAUUCUGUCGGUAUUAAUAUUUUUCUCACUAUUUGACAAAAUUGAGAUUCACAAACCAUGGAACGCUGGUCUGGUAAAAUAGCUAUAGUUACUGGUGCAUCCAGUGGAAUUGGAUUAGCAACAGCAAAAGCUCUUGUACAACAUGACAUCGUUGUCAUUGGAUUUGCACGAAGGAAAAGUAAGAUGGAGAGCGAAAUGCAGAAUGUUAAGGGAAAAGAUAAAGGAAAGUUUUAUGCAUGCGAGUGUGAUGUUUCCAAUCCUGAAAGUAUCGAGCAUGCAUUCGAAUGGGUCAAGAAAAAUUUUGGAGUAGUUCAUAUUUUGGUGAACAAUGCUGGUGUCUCUACAGAUAAGAAAUUUAUGGAUUCGUCCAGAUCCGAUUGGAAAAAAUUAUUCGAUAUCAAUGUGUUAGGAGUAAUCGAUUGUACAAAACGUGCUGCUAGAAUGAUGUUAGAUGCUAACGUAGAAGCGUGCAUUAUUAAUAUGAACAGUGUCGCCGGUCACGAUGUAGUUUCUUUUCCGGGUGUUAGUCUUAAUUUUUAUUCAGCUACUAAAUUUGCGUUACGUGCUGCUACUGAGACCACUGCAAAGGAAUUGCAUGGAAGUAAAAUUCGAGUGACGAGUAUCAGUCCAGGAUUUGUAAAUACGGAAAUUAUUGCAGCCUCCAAUAUCGACAUAAAAAGUACAAGUGUCCAACUUCCCAUGUUGGAAUCUAGUGAUAUUGCAGAUGCUGUUAUUUAUAUAAUUGGAACUCCCCAACGCGUUCACAUUACUGAAUUGAUUAUUAGACCUUUGGGAGAACUUAAGUAUGAAGGUUAAUAAUAAUAAUUUUUGUAAGGAUGUAAAACGCAAGUAAAAACUUUAUUACUUUGUUGGAAUCUAUUGUAAUACACUUGAUAAAGAUUAAAAUAUGCAACAUAAACGAUUUUUAUUUGUAUUUAA
Polistes dominula (European paper wasp) is the source of this 997-nucleotide messenger RNA. RefSeq names its product farnesol dehydrogenase. Lineage: Eukaryota; Metazoa; Arthropoda; Insecta; Hymenoptera; Vespidae. The record is from RefSeq and is a predicted model, not a curated record.